Messenger RNA from Closterium sp. NIES-65, 4755 nucleotides. Lineage: Eukaryota; Viridiplantae; Streptophyta; Zygnematophyceae; Desmidiales; Closteriaceae. The record is from the annotation of a GenBank genome assembly.
AUGUACAUCACUCUCUACUACGUAGUCGCGCGCCUCCCUGACUCCCUUCGCGUAGUCAGGGACCACUUUCUCGCAGUCUGUCCCACCACCCUCACCGUCGACGUCCUCGAGAAGGCCCUCCUCGCGGCGGAGAAGAGCAUAGUCGCUGUAGGAGCUUCUCGUGGUGACCCUCGCACCCCCAUCUUUGAGGGGUGCUCUCCUUCCCCCUUGCUGCCCUCUGUUGCCUCUGCUGCUGCUGCCGACCUGCUUGGUCUUGAGUCGGUCGGCGCGGCGUCUGCCCCUAGUGGGAGACGUCGCUCUGGCAAGGGCAAGGGGGGCAAGGGCGCGGGUGGAGCUGGAGGGGGCGGUGGCGGUGGCGGCGGAGGCGUUGAAGGGAGUGGGGGUGGCGGCGGGAGUAGUGGCGGGGGUGGUGGUAGUGGUGGCAGCAGCGGCGGAGGCGGCGGUGGUGGUGGCAGCGGUGGUGGUGGUGGCAGCGGCGGAGGUGGAGGCGGCGGAGGAGGCAGCGGAGGAGGCGGUGGUGGUGGAGGGGGUGGAGCUGGUCAGGGUGGUACCCAGCAGCGGAGCGGCAGUGGUGGUGGACAGCGCUCGCAGCAGCAGCAGCAGCAGCGUUCGCGCGACAUCCCUCCGCCUCAGCAGCUUCGUGAGUGGUACACCUCAGCGUCAGAGGGGUGGGGGUACUGGUCCUUGCACCUACGUCCUUCGUUCCGGCGACCGGCUGGUGUAGCGAUCUUUGAUCUUGAUUUUGAUGCUAUCCUUGCUGCUAUGUAUGCUGUGACUAUUAGUGAGGAGAAUGAGGGUUACCAGUGUUUCCAGCCCGACCCGGGCAUUGGUACUGCUGCGCUAGGUGCUUGUGAGGCUGCUGCUCUAGGUGCGAGUGCGUCUGCGCUCUCAGGUAUUGGUGAGACUGCGCUCUCAGGUACUGCGUCGCCCUCGUCCUCCCUCACUUUCACACUUGACUCUAGGGCUUCUCGCUCCUUCUUUCGAGACCGCACCACCCUCACGCCGCUUGGCCGGCCGGUUGCCGUCUCCCUAGCUGACCCCUCUGGGGGUCCUGUCCUCUCUCACUUCUCCACUGUCCUCCCGUGUCCGGCUGCCCCCUUGGGCACCCUGUCUGGUCUGUACCUUCCCUCGUUCUCGACGAACUUGGUGAGUGGUGCGGACCUGCAGGAUGCGGGGGUCACGAGUUCACUCCUGCGAGUAGCUGCGUCAGGACCUUCCUGUGUCCCCUGUGUGGGUCGCCUCCGGGCUACUCCUCACUCCUCCCAGUUCCCCCCGACAGAGGCUCCUCUGCAGACGCUUCACAUGGACGUGUGGGGCCCAGCCCCCGUCCGUGGGCAGGGUCACGAGCGCUACUUCCUGUUGGUGGUUGACGACUACUCGCGUUACACCACAGUCCUCCCCUUGCGCAGCAAGGGUGCUGUCACUGAGGUGCUGAUCGACUGGAUCCGCGAGGCUCGUCUCCAGCUCAGGAAGAGCUUCGGCUCGGACUUUCCUGUUCUGCGUCUGCACUUGGAGAGAGGCGGAGAGUUCUCCUCUCGCCUUCUGCGAGACUACUGUCGUGCACGGGGGAUCCGCCAGACCUUCACGCUUACGGACUCUCCACAGCAAAAUGGGAUUGCUGAGCGUCGCAUUGGCAUGGUCAUGGAUAUCGCUCGUACGUCCAUGAUGCAUGCGGCUGCCCCCCAUUUUCUGUGGCCGUUUGCGGUAAGGUACGCGGCGCAUCAGCUCAACCUUCACCCCCGGGUCUCUCGACCCGCGAUGUCCCCAGUCUUGCUGUGGACGGGGAAGGUUGGCGAUGCGUCGGCGUUCCGUGUCUGGGGAUCUCGGGCGUUUGUCCGCGACUUGUCUGCGGACAAGCUGUCCCCUCGUACUGCUCCCUGUGUCUUCCUUGGCUUCCCCACUGACGCUCCAGGGUGGCAGUUUUACCACCCCUCCUUGCGUCGUGUUCUGUCCUCCCAGGACGUCACGUUCGACGAGUCAGUCCCCUUCUACCGCCUCUUCCCCUACCGCACUCCUUCCCUCCCCCCUCCGCCGGACUUCCUUGUGCCGGUUCCCCCCCCGGUAGACCCCCUUCUCCCUCAGGUUCCUGCCCCCUCAGGUGUGUCCCAGGUAGACGCAGUUGACCCGGUCGAGGUUACUGGUGACUCUGGUGCUGCUGCGGGUGCUGAGCCUGGGGGUGCUGGGCCUGGGGGUGCUACUGCGGAGGUUGCUGAGCCUGGGGGUGCUGAGCCGGGGGGUGCUGUGCCUGGAGCUGCUGAGCCUGGGGGUGCUGAGUUGGGUGCUGCUGAGCAUGGGGGUGCUGAGUCUAGGGCUGCUGAGCCUGGGGGUGCUGGGUCUGGAGCUGCGGAGCCUGGGGUUUCUCCUGCUGCUGCGUCUCGACGGGAGCCCCUCUCUCCGCAGGAGCUGCGCGAGUGGUUUGCUCGCCGCUGGAGGCGUGCUGCUGGAGCUGGAGCUUCUUCGACAGUCGAGGGUGCUGGCGGUGCCGGUCCCGGAGCUGCUGGGCCUGCGGGUCCUACUGGAGCUGGCGCUACUGAGGGUGUUGGUGCUGAGACCACUGCUGUCUGUCCUCGCGGUGGUUCUGCUGCUGGUGUUGCUGGAGGUCCUGCCGCUGGAGGUGUUGGUGGUGCUGGUGCUGUCGCUGAGGGUGCUGGUGCUGUCCCUGCUGAGUCUGGAGCUGCCGCGCGGCCUCGGCCAUCGCAGUCACUGUUGGAGCCUUCCUCUCCUCUGCCUGCUCCCUCUCCUUACACUGGUCCUACUGGAGGUCUUGCUGAGCGUCGUGAGCCUGCGUCUCGUCCUGCGUCGCCUGUUCGUGCUGCUCGCGCUAGUGGUCCCGGUUCGCGUCAGCGUCCUCCUCCUGUCCCUGGCACGCACCGGAUGUCUCUGCGUCCGUCCACUGCUCCUCUGCGUGCCCCUUUGCCUUCUCCUCCUGUGUCCUCCCUUCCUGCGCUUGCCGACCCUGAGUCGGACUCUCUUCGUGCUGCCAGUCCUACUGUCACGCGUCUGCUUGCUACUGUCGUCACUGACCCCUCUUUUGAGUCCACUGCUGCGUCUGCUCUUGUCGCUGAGCUCGUCGACUUUGCUGCUCGCUGUCGUCUAGACUACGCUGCUAGUCUUGUUGCUGAGUCUGCGUCUGUCUGUCCUCCGUCCGUCGGGGGUGAGUGUGCUCUUGGCACGGACGUCCUAGAGGACAGGCAGGAGGAGUUACAGUGUCUGGCUGCUGCUUCACCUCAUCUCGCGUCUGUACUGCUUGCUCCUGAGGGAGACCCGGAUGCACUAGACAUCCCGACUCCGCGCUCUUACGCGGAGGCCGUAGAGGGUCCCUACUCCUCUCAGUGGCAGGCAGCUAUGGAUGCAGAGAUGGCUUCCUGGAAGUCCACAGGCACCUACGUUGACGCAGUUCCCCCUCCUGGGGCGAACAUCGUCAGUGGCAUGUGGAUCUUCCGGGUGAAGCGGCCGCCGGGCUCUCCACCUGUCUUCAAGGCGCGGUACGUUGCUCGUGGCUUCAGUCAGCGGCAGGGAGUUGACUACUUUCAGACCUUCUCUCCCACCCCGAAGAUGACCACUCUUCGGGUGCUGCUGCACAUAGCCGCUCAGCGCGACUACGAGCUUCACUCUCUCGACUUCAGCACUGCGUUCCUGCAGGGUAGCCUGCACGAGGAGAUCUGGCUGCGCCGUCCACCUGGCUUCACUGGGACUUUCCCUCCUGGCACCCAGUGGAGCCUCCGACGGCCACGCACCGACACGUCACUGCCGCCGUUCUACAUCAUCGUGUACGUCGACGACUUGGUCUUUGCCACAGCGGACACUGCUGGACUCGCCUACGUGAAGUCCGAGCUGCUGAAGAGACACACGUGCACAGACCUGGGUGAACUGCGCAGCUACCUUGGAUUGCAGAUCACUCGGGACAGAGCACGCCGCACCAUCACCUUGACUCAGUCACACAUGGUGCAGCAGGUCCUUCAGUGCUUCGGCUUCACGUACUCCUCGCCUCAGGCCACUCCUCUGUCUACUCGCCACUCGCUCUCAGCUCUACCUUCGGAUGAGUCCGUAGAGUCGAGUGGCCCGUACCCAGAGCUUGUUGGCUGCCUCAUGUACCUUAUGACCUGCACUCGACCUGACCUUGCAUACCCUCUGAGCAUUCUUGCACGCUAUGUUGCUCCUGGGAGACACCGACCAGAGCACAUGGCUGCAGCGAAGAGGGUAUUGCGCUACCUGUGCAGUACGUCGCGCAUGGGGCUAGUGCUUGGAGGGCGGAGUCCAGUGGUCCUUACAGGCCACGCGGACGCUUCUUGGGCUGACGACCAGGCUACGCAGCGGUCGUCACAGGGUUACACCUUCAGUCUUGGUUCCGGCUCUGUCUCGUGGCAGUCUACUCGUUCGUCUUCAGUUCUCGGCUCCAGUUGUGAGGCUGAGAUCUACGCCGGGGCCAUGGCUGCACAGGAGCUUCGCUGGCUCACCUACCUGCUGACUGACCUUGGAGAGCCGCCUCGUUCUCCUCCAGUGCUGUACGUAGACAACAAGGCCAUGCUGGCCUUGUGUCGAGAGCAGCGCUUGGAGCACAGAACGAAGCACAUUGCUCUCCGCUACUUCCUUGCUCGUGAGCUGCAGCAGCGUGGUCAGUUGCAACUUGCGUACGUGGCCUCUGAGGCCAACACUGGUGAUGUGUUCACCCAGGCACUCGCGCCUUGUGACCAUCAGCGCUUUUGCACCCAGCUGGGUCUUGUGCCUGUCUUGCCUCACUUGCUCUCCUCUUGA